AUGGCUGAAUCACACAGAUGUAUGUGCUCUCGCUGAAGAUAUAUGGAAAGAGGAAGGACGAGAUGUUGAAGGGAGGGGGGUAUUUUCGAGCUGACUCGAUUGCUGGAGAAAGAAACAGGCCUGGGACCAAAAGCUUCAGGCAAGUAAGAAUCGAUAAGCUUUAUACCUGGAUUUCAUGUCGGGCGAAUAGACGAUUGAUUAGUCUGCCACUGGACCAUAUAGACCCCAUGCUUCAGGAACCAAGCCACGGAACAACCGUGGAUGAUUUUUUUUUUUUUUGAUUUUUUGGCUGCUUCUUUCUCCAAUCUCGAAAACCCCUUCAGUUUCAAAACAUGUGAAUGUCUAAACCUCAAGUACUCAAGAAAAACAGAUUUACUAACUGCUCAUUUUUUUAUAGUAUACGUUAAAGGUAAACACAUCUCCUACCAACGUUCCAAAAACGUCACCAACCCAAAGGUCUCCUUGAUCCAAAUUGAAGGUGUCGACUCACCACAAGAUGCCAAGUUCUACUUGGGCAAGAGAAUCGCUUACGUUUACAGAGCGGCAAAGGAAAUCAGAGGUUCCAAAAUCAGAGUCAUUUGGGGUAAAGUUGCUAGAACUCACGGUAACAACGGUUUGGUGAGAGCUAACUUCAAGAAAAACUUGCCACCAAAGACCUUUGGUGCUUCUGUUAGAGUCAUGUUGUACCCUUCAAACAUCUAA
Molecule: messenger RNA, 702 nt
Organism: Lodderomyces beijingensis
Lineage: Eukaryota; Fungi; Ascomycota; Pichiomycetes; Serinales; Debaryomycetaceae
Source: the annotation of a GenBank genome assembly